AUGGCGAGUACCGAUAUUCUGCUCGCCGGCGCAAUCGCCGCCUUCACCGUCGACCUCCUGGUCUACCCCCUCGACACCCUCAAAACACGCCUCCAAAACGCCAGCCCCGCCACCGCCACCGCGCGCAAAACCUUCUGGCGAAACCCGCACCUCUACAAGGGCCUCUACCAGGGCGUCGGCAGCGUCGUGAUCGCGACCGCCCCCGCCGCCGGCCUCUUCUUCACCACCUACGAGUUCCUCCUCUCGCACACGCACUCGGCCGUGCUCUCCUCGUCGCUCGCAGAGGCCUGCUCCUGCGCCAUCAUCACGCCCGCCGAGGUCAUCAAGCAGAACGCGCAGGUCAUCUCGUCCCAAGGCGGAGGCGGCGGCGGCGGCGGCGGCGGCGGCGUGUCGUCGUCGCUGCAGGCGCUCCGCCAAAUCCCGAGGGUGCGCUAUCUGUGGCGCGGGUACACGACGCUCGUGGGGCGGAACUUGCCGUUCACGGCGAUGCAGUUCCCGGUGUUUGAGGCGCUGAAGCGGCGGUUUGUGGCGGCGGAGGCGACGCCGCUGCAGAUGGGGGUGGGCGCCGCGGUGUGUGCGGGGUCGGCGGGGUGUGUGGCGGCGGUGAUCACGACGCCGGUGGAUGUGGUGAAGACGAGGGUUAUGUUGUCGGCUGCGGCGAGGGGCGGGGAGAGGAGGGGGGUGGGGGAGGUUGUGGGGGAGGUGUGGAGGGGGGAGGGGUGGAGGGGGUUCAUGAGGGGGGGCGCGCUGAGGGGCGGGUGGACGGCGUUUGGGAGUGGGCUGUACUUGGGCAGUUAUGAGGCUGCGAAGGUGUGGUUGAGGAAGGGGAGGGAGGAGGAGGAGAGGCAGGUGGUCGCCAUUUAG
Morchella sextelata is the source of this 864-nucleotide messenger RNA. RefSeq lists its product as uncharacterized. Gene Ontology annotation, molecular function: S-adenosyl-L-methionine transmembrane transporter activity. Gene Ontology annotation, cellular component: mitochondrial inner membrane. The record is from RefSeq and is a predicted model, not a curated record. Bases 1 to 864 code for a protein of 287 amino acids. The transcript has 2 exons. Lineage: Eukaryota; Fungi; Ascomycota; Pezizomycetes; Pezizales; Morchellaceae.